Miscanthus lutarioriparius is the source of this 1722-nucleotide messenger RNA. Lineage: Eukaryota; Viridiplantae; Streptophyta; Magnoliopsida; Poales; Poaceae. The record is from the annotation of a GenBank genome assembly.
AUGGCAUCAAUAAAGUUUGAUCUAUCACUGCUGGAUUACAAGACGAGAUUUGCACUGUGGCAAGUCAAGAUGCGAGCGAUUCUAGCACAAUCUUCGGAUCUUGAUGAGGCGCUGGACGGUUUCGGAGGAAAAGGGCAGAAGUCAUGGACCACUGAAGAGAAGCGGAAGGAUCGUAAGGCUCUGUCUCUGAUUCAACUUCAUCUACAUAAUGAUAUUUUGCAAGAAGUGCUACAGGAGAAAACUGCCGUAGAACUUUGGCUCAAGCUGGAAUCGAUCUGCAUGUCUAAGGAUCUAACCAGAGAUGUUCUGGUUGUUUUUGCUGGUUGUGUUGCUGGUCAUGAUGAAUGUAUACUUGAUUCUGCAUGCUCGUUUCAUAUAUGCUCUAACAGAGAUUGGUUCACUUCUUACAAGUCUGUGCAGAGUGGAGAUGUCGUGCGUAUGGGAGAUAACAACCCACGUGAGAUCGUGGGCAUUGGCUCCGUUCAGAUCAAGAUGCAUGAUGACAUGAUACGCACACUUAAAGAUGUGAGACACAUACCAGGGAUGGCCAGAAAUCUCAUCUCCCUCAGCACACUUGAUGCCGAGGGGUAUAGACACUCCGGUUCAGGUGAAGUGUGUAAGGUAUCAAAAGGCUCUCUCAUUCAUAUGAUAGGUGAUAUGAAUUCUACAAAGUUAUAUGUUCUUAGAGGAAGUACUUUACAUGGUUCUGUCACUACUGCUACUAUUUCUAAUGAUGAACCAAGUAAAACUAAUCUCUGGCAUAUGCGUCUUGGGCAUAUGAGUGAACUUGGUAUGGCAGAAUUGAUCAAGAUAGACCUGCUGGAUGGCUGCACUAUGGGUAAGAUGAAGUUCUAUGAGCACUGUGUUUUUGGUAAGCACAAGAGAGUAAAAUUCAAUGCAUCUAUUCAUAUCACCAAAGGUACACUUGAUUAUGUACAUGCUGAUUUGUGGGGGCCGUCUCGUAAGCCUUCUUAUGGUGGUGCUCGUUACAUGCUUACCAUUAUUGAUGAUUACUCUAGAAAAGUGUGGCCUUAUUUUCUGAAAAAUAAAGAUGAUACUUUUGCUGCUUUUAAAGAGUGGAAAGUUAUGAUAGAAAGGCAAACUGAAAAGAAGUUGAGCAUUUUUGGUUGCACUGCUUAUGCUUAUGUUGAUAAUGGAAAGCUAGAACCUAGAGCCAUUAAGUGUCCAUUUCUUGGUUAUGGUUCUGGAGUUAAAGGAUAUAAGUUAUGGAAUCCUGAAACUAAAAAGACUUUCAUGAGUAGGAACAUUGUUUUCAAUGAAUCUGUUAUGUUUAAUGACAGCUUGUCCACAGAUGUUUCACCAGUUGGUUCUGAUGAGGAGCAAGAACAUGUUAGCGUGCAGGUGGAGUGCGUAGAUGAUCAGGAAACUAAAAUAGUUGAUAACAAUGUUCAUAAUAUUGUUCAGCACUCACCUCCUGUUUUGCAGCCUCAAAAUCAGUCUAUUGCGGAUCGCAUAACAAAGAGGAGUUGUGGACCUCAUCCAUGUUUAAUUGAGGAAUGUGAUAUUGUUCGUUAUGCCUUUAGUUGUGCUAAACAGGUUGAGAACAUUCAUGAGCCGGCUACGUACACUGAAGCUGUUGUUUCUGGUGACCGCAAGAAGUGGAUUUUUGCUAUGCAAGAAGAGAUGCAGUCACUUGAGAAAAAUGGCACAUGGGAUGUUGUGCACUUGCCUAAACACAAGAAGGCCGUUCGUUGCAAAUAG